CGCCGCCGGCGCCUCCGCCUGGCCCGCGCCCCGCGCCUACGCGCGCGACGGGGACGCCGACGACGCCGAUGUCAUCUGCUGCACUGUGCAAGAAUAACCUAUUGACUCAGAACGGCGUCAGUGAAGUGAUAUGCUUAAGACUCGCAGAAGGAACAGCAUCCUGUUGGACUGAGUGGAAAAAAAACGUGUAUGAUCUCGAGAGAAAGCAUGUCUUUCAGCUUUGUAAAUUCGUGUAAAGAGAAAUAAUUGAUAUAUUGUUUGUAAGAUAUCGUGCCCGAUUUCCAUUUCAUCAAAUUCCGUUUCCAUCCUCAAAUGCUUCGAUGACACGAGGGAUGGCUGCUCUUUGGAACGCACUCGCGGACCGUGAAGGUUCAUUCUUUCCAAGUGGUGCUGUGUCGCUCGCGUGGUUGCACUGUAUUCACUAUAUUGCACGGUAAUCGGCUAAAGAAUCAUACUUCCUGUGCUGCACUAUGUGGAAAGGGGACGGCGACGCGGGCGUCUGCGGCAGCCUGGGGCUGGGGCUGGGCUUGGGCCUGAUGCUGGACGAGGGCUGCGUCGGCGAGGGCGGCGCCGGCGGCGAGGGCACCGGCGGGGGCAGCUUGAGCUGCGAACGCUGCGGCCGGCGCUACGCCCUGCGCAGCUCGCUUAAGCGCCACCAGAUGCUGGAGUGCGGCGUGGUGCCGCAGUUCCCGUGCCCCAUGUGCGUGUACCGCGCCACCCGCCGCUCCAGCCUGGCGCGCCA
Molecule: messenger RNA, 742 nt
Organism: Gryllus bimaculatus (two-spotted cricket)
Lineage: Eukaryota; Metazoa; Arthropoda; Insecta; Orthoptera; Gryllidae
Source: the annotation of a GenBank genome assembly